UGGAGCGGCCCCCACAGGGCCACUGGCUGUACCCCCAAGAGCCCCUGGCACAGUUGGUAGGGCGCGCCCCGAGGUCCGCGGCUGCCCCAGGGCAAGGACAGGAGAGGCGGCGAGCCGAGGCCCUCCCCCGAGCCGGCCCCGCAAGGAGCCUGGGCCCCUCUCCCGCGGCCGGCGCCCCGGGGCGGAGCCGAGGGCGAUGGGCGCGGAGAGGGAGGCAGGUGGCGCAGCAGCGGCGGCGGGGGGCAGGAGGCGGAGGCGGAGCGCGCGGGGCGGGGGCCGCGGGGCCCUGUGAGACAGUCGGGCGAGCGCGCGGCAGCCGGAGCCGGGCGCCCGCGAGCCAAAGGCGCGGCGGCUGGACCCGGCGCGGCCGCGGAGGCCAGAGACCGCCCGGGGCGGUGCUCGCGCUUUGUUCCCGCUCGGGCAGCGGGGCGGGCGGAGCGAGCAGCCUGAGCCGAGCCGGGGAAUGGCCCAGGCGGCCGCCCCGCGCGCCUCGGCCCCGCCGCGCGCCUGAUUCUGGCACGGCGGGAGAAGACGGCGCGUGGAUCGCCCCCAAGUUACGGAGGUGGGCACCGAGUUCGAAGGAAAAGCCACUUCAGGAGCCAGGUCGCGACAGUGCGAUCGCCUCCAUCCGCCGGACCUCCGGACCCAGCGGACAAGAAGGAGAAGAAGGCUGCAGCGAUGCCCGACUCCCCUGCUGAGGUGAAGACGCAGCCCCGGUCCACGCCCCCCAGCAUGCCUCCCCCUCCAUCCUCUGUGACCCAGGGCACCACUCGGCACCCCUCCUUCACACCACAUACAAAUCGAGAGGAUGGGCCUGCGAUGUCUCUGCCCCAUGGCCGUUUUCAUGGCUGCUUAAAAUGGUCCAUGGUCUGUCUUUUAAUGAACGGCAGCAGCCACUCGCCGACGGCCAUCAACGGCACGCCAUCCACGCCCAACGGCUUCAGCAAUGGCCCGGCCACCUCGUCCACGGCCUCACUGUCCACACAACACCUGCCCCCAGCCUGCGGGGCGCGGCAGCUCAGCAAACUCAAGCGCUUCCUCACCACCCUGCAGCAGUUCGGCAGCGACAUCUCCCCAGAGAUCGGGGAGCGUGUGCGCACACUUGUGCUGGGGCUUGUGAACUCUACACUGACCAUUGAGGAGUUUCAUUCCAAGCUCCAGGAGGCCACCAACUUCCCGCUGCGCCCCUUUGUCAUCCCUUUCCUGAAGGCAAACCUGCCCCUGCUGCAGCGCGAGCUCCUGCACUGUGCCCGCCUGGCCAAGCAGACCCCUGCCCAGUACCUGGCCCAGCACGAGCAGCUCCUGCUGGAUGCCAACGCCUCUUCCCCCAUUGAUUCCUCGGAGCUCCUGCUCGAAGUCAAUGAGAACGGCAAGAGAAGGACACCUGACAGGACCAAAGAGAAUGGGUCAGACCGAGACCCGCUGCACCCUGACCCCCUCAGCAAACGGCCGUGCACCCUGAGCCCCGCCCAGCGCUACAGCCCCAGCAAUGGGCUACCCCACCCCACGCCGCCACACUACCGCCUCGAGGACAUGGCCUUGGCCCACCACUCCCGUGACCCCUACCGACACCCUGACCCCCGGGAGCUUCGGGAACGCCAUCGGCAACUCACGGUCCACGGGUCACGGCCAGAGGAAGUGAUCGACCACAGGCUCACAGAGCGUGAAUGGGCUGAGGAGUGGAAGCAUCUCAACAAUCUCCUGAACUGCAUCAUGGACAUGGCCGAGAAGACACGGCGGUCACUCACUGUGCUGCGCCGGUGCCAGGAGGCUGACCGCGAGGAGCUCAACCACUGGGUCCGGCGCUACAGCGAUACUGAGGACAACAAGAAGGGCCCCACGACCACCACCGCCCGGCCCCUCAGCAGCUCGGCAGCAGCAGAGGGGUCUCAGCUAGACGUGCGCCGGGAGUUCGUGCCCAGGACCCUCUCCACUUACAUGCCCGAGGAGAUCUGGAGGAAGGCCGAGGAGGCAGUGAAUGAGGUGAAGCGGCAAGCGAUGUCUGAGCUGCAGAAAGCUGUGUCAGACGCCGAGCGGAAGGCCCACGAGCUCAUCAGCACAGAGCGCGCCAAGAUGGAGCGGGCCCUGGCCGAGGCCCGGCGGCAGGCCUCGGAGGAUGCCCUCACUGUCGUCAAUCAGCAGGAGGACUCCAGUGAGAGCUGCUGGAACUGUGGACGCAAGGCCAGCGAGACCUGCAGUGGCUGCAAUGCAGCGCGCUACUGCGGCUCCUUCUGCCAGCACAAGGACUGGGAGAAGCACCACCACGUAUGCGGCCAGAGCCUGCAGGGCCCCUCGGCGGUGGUCGCUGACCCGGUGCCAGGACAGCCGGAUGCCACUGUCAGCCUGGGCCCCUGCCUGCCCACAGGUGCUGCCAGUCCCAGCGAAGCUGGCUCCACGGGGCCAUCUCGCCCAGGCUCCCCUGGCCCACUGGACGCCGCACCCCGCUGACCCCUCCCAGACACGCUGCUCGGCCCACAGACAUGCACCCACCAACCCUGCCUGGCCCCGGUUGCCGGAUGCUUCGCCGGGUCCUGGGAGCCCGACCAUUGGAGUCACUGCUGCUACUGCUUCUCUCCAAAAGAAAACACAGAACCAACAAAAACUGCAUUCAACGCAACUUCCUCAGCUACCUGAUGAUUUCACGCAACAACCUCUUCCAGCACCCUCAGAACCUCCCACUGAGCUUUAGACAGCGGAGCAGAGCGGACGCCAGCUGGAGCACCACCGGCUUGUCCACUGCCCUUCCUCCCUUCUCUCCCCCCUCCCCCUUAUUCCUGUCUUUACGACUUUCACACACUUUCUCUUUAAUGAAAAAAAAAACUAAUUAUUUGGGGGCUUAUAUUUUCAGUGAAGAAUUUUGGGGGAUUUAUGGCAAAAGAGCUACUCAGAAAUGGACAAAGAAAACUUUGGGGGUUUUCCCCUUCCUGAUUAAAAAGGAAAAAAGAAAACUGUUAUUUUAUAGCCAGAGAUCUGAGCCUCUGCGUCACCGAAACUACCCCAGGGGUAUGUGGCCGAUUCGGUGAACACAGUGAGAAAGACUUCAGUUUCUGACCCAAGCAUUUUUGGUUUCAGUUUGUUUUUUUUUUCCUUUAAUGUCAAACUCUUUGGCUUUAAGUAGAAAUCCAAAAAUUUUUUUAAAAAAGUAAAGGAAGCAUACUGUAAACUACCUUGCCAGCUAGCCAGCCAAGGAUGCCGCACACACCUCUGCUCCAAAGGAAAUCCAAAAAGCAGACAGGAGAAGUCAAAACCCAAAAUUUGUUUCUCACUGCCAAAGGACUUUUUCACUGUUUUCCUCCACCCUUGGGUUUGUUCAGAUGUUGGUCUUUUCCUUCAAUUCUGUUUUUAGAGUUUGGGAUAAUGAGGUUUGGAGGGUUUUGCCCAACAAGAAGCGACUUUUGUUUCUUUUCGACUACACAGCAGCACCUUGCUGGGCUCAGGGUGGUGGGCCUUGUGGCCCUCAGCGCCCCGCCCACCAGGGCGACCGGGGCGUCUGCGCGUGCGCGCACUCGGGGCAGGCCCAGCCGCGGGUCAGUUCCACCACGUGUGCAGGGGAAGAUGCCUCAGUCUGUCCUCACACCCUCUGUGAAUUUUCAUCCCAUUUCAUUUCUUCCACUUGUGAAAAAAAAAGUGCUAAUGUGUCCUUCCCAGAGAGAGCAUCAUUCAGAAACAAAACUGUGACAAUCUUUCGGGUUGAUUCUCGAGUGCUUUCCACAGCACACGGAGACGACAACUGCACCUGUAACCACUGCUUCUCCAUGCUUUCUCCUCUACCUCUUCUCCCUCCUCGGCGCCGCCCGCCCAGCUCGUCUUUGCCCCUGAUGCCACCCGCCCCCAGUGUCCCCUGAACCUACUCUUCUUUCUUCACACUUUUGCAGAAAAAGAGAAAGAAACUACAAACAACUAUCCACCCUCUCCACACCUUCUGAAGACUUAGUCAGCUGUGUAUAACCUCACUCUCUGUCCAGCUGAUCCUCAGGGGGAAUGUCCCUUCACUCGAUCCCUGUCCCUCUACCCAACACACGUCCCCCAGCGAUCUCGAGGAAAUCAAGGAGUGAGGAAAUUCUCACGCGUACUCGAUGGGAGGACAAACAGCAGCAUGGUCCUCAAUCUAGCGUUUCCUUGCGUCGCUGUGAGAAGUUCCCAGGACUGGAGUGCAAUAUGGAGAGUGACCAGCUACUGAAACUGGGGUUCCUGGGGGGCCCCACCGAGAGGCAAGAAGUCGAUAGUGUACGUUAAUGUGAAUGUAUAUAGUCCUUGCAAAGGUCCAAAUAAUGAUACUCAUGAUGAUAAUAAAGAAGAGAUGUUUGCCAAAUAAAAAAAAAAAUUCAGAGAAACUGCAGAA
Molecule: messenger RNA, 4342 nt
Organism: Phyllostomus hastatus (greater spear-nosed bat)
Lineage: Eukaryota; Metazoa; Chordata; Mammalia; Chiroptera; Phyllostomidae
Gene: CBFA2T3
Product: CBFA2/RUNX1 partner transcriptional co-repressor 3
Exons: 12
Coding region: 679-2448 (589 amino acids)
Biological process (GO): negative regulation of DNA-templated transcription; DNA-templated transcription
Cellular component (GO): nucleus
Molecular function (GO): transcription corepressor activity
Source: RefSeq, a predicted model, not a curated record